Messenger RNA from Epithele typhae, 1791 nucleotides. RefSeq names its product dihydroxy-acid and 6-phosphogluconate dehydratase. The transcript has 11 exons. Gene Ontology annotation, biological process: branched-chain amino acid biosynthetic process. The record is from RefSeq and is a predicted model, not a curated record. Bases 1 to 1791 code for a protein of 596 amino acids. Gene Ontology annotation, cellular component: mitochondrion. NCBI's taxonomy places the organism in Eukaryota, Fungi, Basidiomycota, Agaricomycetes, Polyporales, Epitheliaceae. Gene Ontology annotation, molecular function: dihydroxy-acid dehydratase activity.
AUGCUCCCCUCCGUCCUUCCCGCGCGCGCACCGCGCACCCUCCUCCACCGUGCUGGUCUUCGCAGGGCUUUCGCGACUGGCGCGCCGUCAUGCGCCGACAAGCCGGUCAUGAACCGCUACAGCCGCACGGUCACGAAGCCCAAGGAUCAAGGCGCGAGCCAAGCGAUGCUCUACGACACCGAAGGCGUCAAGACCGACGACGAUUUCAACAAGCGAUGGUAUGAAGGCAACCCAUGCAACAAGCACCUCUUUGGACUCGGCCAGCACGUCAAGCAGUCGCUUGUGGACGCAGGGAUCAUUGGCUAUCAGUUUGGUACCGUUGGUGUGAGCGAUGGAAUCAGCAUGGGCACGGACGGCAUGCGGUACUCCCUCCAGUCGCGCGACCUCAUCGCCGAUGCGGUCGAGACCGCCGCUGGUGGCCAUUGGCUUGACGGUAUGGUGGUACUACCCGGAUGCGACAAGAACAUGCCUGGUGUCCUUAUGGCUCUGGGCAGGCUGAACAGACCAGGCAUCAUGGUUUACGGCGGCACAAUCCGCCCAGGGUCGUGUGAGUACGCGCCUCAGCUCGAUAUUGUCUCCGCGUUCCAGGCGUACGGCAAGUACCUCGAAGCUGGCAAGACCGAGGCCGCGGAAAAGGAGCGGCACGCAACCAUCCGCAAUGCAUGUGCUGGCUCGGGUGCCUGUGGAGGCAUGUAUACCGCGAACACCAUGGCCAGUGCGGCCGAGGCGAUGGGUAUGACGCUGCCCGGCUCCUCCUCGUAUCCUGCGGAAUACCCUGAAAAGGUGGCGGAAUGCAAGUCUGUUGGCGAGGCCAUGCGCAAUCUUCUGGAGAAGAAUAUCCUGCCCAAGGACAUCAUGACACGCUCUGCGUUCGAGAACGCCAUGGUUCUCACCGUGAUCUUGGGUGGUUCAACAAACGCCGUGCUCCACUUGACUGCUGUCGCGCACUCGGUGGGCAUCAACUUGACGUUGGAGGACUACCAAGCCGUGUCGGAUCGCGUACCUUUCAUUGCCGACCUCAAGCCCAGUGGCAAGUACGUGAUGGAGCACGUGUACAAGAUCGGCGGUAUCCCCAAUUCUUGCAUACCUACUCAAAAACAGCUGGUCGACGGAGACAUCAUGACCGUGACAGGCCGCACACUGGGCGAGAACCUCGAUCGUUGGACACAUGAGCAUGGCGAGCUGGAUUUCAGCAGCCAGGAUGUGAUCAGACCUCUGGAGAACCCGAUCAAGGAAACAGGACACCUGCGUAUUCUGCGUGGUAACCUCGCUCCUGGCGGAGCCGUCGCUAAGAUCACCGGCAAGGAAGGUCUUCACUUCAGUGGGAAGGCGCGUACAUUCGACUCGGAAGACGAGUUCGUGGAAGCUGUUGAAGGCGGCACGUUCAAGAAGGGCGAGAAGGUUGUCGUGGUCCUCCGCUACCUCGGCCCCCAGGGUGGCCCAGGCAUGCCCGAGAUGCUAAAGCCCACCAGCCUGAUCAUGGGCGCCGGGCUCGGAAAUGACGUCGCAUGUCUUACCGACGGACGCUUCAGCGGCGGCUCGCACGGAUUCUGCAUCGGUCACGUCGUGCCUGAGGCGCAGGUCGGCGGCCCGAUCGCGCUCGUGCGCGACGGGGACGUCAUCUCCGUCGACGCCGUGAAGAACACGAUCGAGCUCGAGGUCGCACCUGAAGAGCUCGCCCGCCGUCGUGCGGCGUGGACCGCACCCCCGCUCAAGGUCUCCCAGGGCACGCUGUACAAGUACACGAAGCUCGUCUCGGACGCCAGCCGCGGCUGCAUCACCGACGCCUGA